AUGGACAAGCUGGUCGUGAACUACUAUGAAUACAAGCACCCCAUAAUCAAUAAAGACCUGGCCAUUGGGGCCCAUGGCGGCAAGAAAUUCCCGACGUUGGGUGCUUGGUACGACGUUAUCAACGAGUACGAAUUUCAAACGCGUUGUCCUAUCAUCCUGAAGAAUUCCCACAGAAAUAAACAUUUUACAUUUGCCUGUCAUUUGAAAAACUGUCCGUUUAAAGUUUUACUAAGUUAUGCUGGCAAUUCUACGUCCUCGGACACUUCUUCCCCUUCCGGCAAUGACAAUGUAGACCCCUCCGGAGCUUCUGAUCAUGUUCAUCACCAUAGCGACAACAUUAACGAUGACGACAACAAUAACAAUAAUGUCAAUAACAACACUAAGGUCAGAAAUGACAACAAACUCGAAUUCGUUACAGACGAUCUUGAGUACCAUCUGGCAAACCCGCAUCCAGACGAUGCCGGUGACAAAAUCGAGUCGAGAAACAAUGGGGGCGAUGGGAACAACGACGAUGAUGGUGAUGCUAACAACAUUUUCAAGCAGCAGGGCGUUAAUAUCAAGAAUGACACCGACGAGGAUUCGGUAAACAAGUCGUCUAUCGACCAAAAUUUGGAAAACUCUAAUGAUUCUACUACUGCUAACGACAACAACAACAACAGCAACAAUAACAACGCUAACGAUGAGGAUGACGUUCACACUCAAAUGACUAAGAGCUACUCCGAUGUGGUGAACGAUGAAGACAUUAACGUUGCCAUUGCGAACGCUGUUGCCAAUGUAGAUUCUCAAUCAAAUAACAAGCAAGCCGACAAAGACGACGACGCCUCCAAUAACAAUGAUGACAAUAAUAAUAAUAAUAGUACUAAUGAUAACAAUAACAAUAACAACAAUAAUAAUAAUAUUAAUAAUAAUAACAGUGUUACUAACCACGACAUUUCCUCUCACUCACCUUCUUCGAUACGAGAAUCAUCUAUGAAUCUCGAUGUCUUCAAUUCUGCUACCGACGACAUUCCAGGUCCAUUUGUCGUUACCAAGAUCGAGCCCUAUCAUAGCCACCCGCUAGAAGAUAACCUAUCGCUGGGGAAGUUCAUCUUAACGAAGAUUCCUAAGAUAUUACAAAACGAUUUGAAAUUUGAUCAAAUACUAGAAAGCUCUUACAAUAAUUCCAACCACACUGUAAGUAAAUUCAAAGUUUCCCAUUAUGUGGAAGAAUCUGGCCUGCUGGACAUCCUAAUGCAAAGAUAUGGGUUGACGGCUGAAGAUUUUGAGAAAAGAUUAUUGUCUCAAAUCGCGAGACGUAUAACCACAUACAAGGCAAGAUUUGUUCUGAAAAAGAAAAAAAUGGGCGAAUAUAACGAUCUACAACCUUCUUCGUCCUCCAAUAAUAACGAUAACAACGAUGACGAACUGUCCAGCGCAAACAUGAGGAAUAAUUCCAUUGACUAUACUAAACAUCAGGAAAUUUCAAGUGCGGCGGCCUCGCCAAAUACAAUUAAGAAUGAGAAUAACAUAAGCGACACCAAAAAUGAGAAUAGUAACAACAGUAACAAUAACGACAAUUCGAACCUAUUGGAAGGCGUCUUGGAUAAAUCAUCUAGUCAUCGUUAUCAGCCCAAAAAGUUGCCCAAUGUUAAUAAAUGGAACAAACCAGAUCAAAUCACUCAUUCCGAUGUAUCCCUUGUUGGACUGGAUGAACCAAACGAUGGCAGUAAUUCAAAUGUUCACCCAACCUUGGCCGAAGUGGACGCGCAAGAGGCUCGCGAAACCGCUCAAUUGGCCAUAGAUAAGAUCAAUUCUUAUAAAAGAUCUAUCGACGAUAAAAAUAGUGGUGGCCACAACAACUCAUCAAGAAACGUUGUGGAUGACAACCUGAUCAACGAUAUGGAUUCAGAAGACAACCACAAGUCUAAGAGACAACAUUUGUCCGAUAUCACACUGGAAGAAAGAAACGAAGAUGAUAAAUUGCCACAUGAAGUGGCGGAACAAUUAAGAUUACUGUCGUCACAUCUAAAAGAGGUGGAGAACUUGCAUCAGAAUAACGAUGAUGACGUGGACGAUGUUAUGGUGGAUGUAGAUGUCGAAUCGCAAUACAACAAGAACCCUACUCACCAUCACCAUAACCAUCACAGCCAACCUCAUCACGACGAAGAAGACGUUGCCGGAUUAAUGGGCAAACCGGAUGAUGAUGAUGGUGAUGACGAUGAUGAUGAUGACGACGAUGACCUUUCUGACGAAAAUAUCCAGCCUGAAUUAAGAGGCCAAUAA
This is a messenger RNA of Saccharomyces eubayanus, 2262 nucleotides long. It is a transcript of the gene ABF1, whose product is annotated as DNA-binding protein ABF1. The transcript has a single exon. Gene Ontology annotation, molecular function: DNA binding. Gene Ontology annotation, cellular component: nucleus. The record is from RefSeq and is a predicted model, not a curated record. Gene Ontology annotation, biological process: chromatin remodeling. The coding region runs from base 1 to 2262 and encodes 753 amino acids. Lineage: Eukaryota; Fungi; Ascomycota; Saccharomycetes; Saccharomycetales; Saccharomycetaceae.